Messenger RNA from Diachasmimorpha longicaudata, 2586 nucleotides. Its product is annotated as sodium channel protein Nach-like. Gene Ontology annotation, molecular function: ligand-gated sodium channel activity. NCBI's taxonomy places the organism in Eukaryota, Metazoa, Arthropoda, Insecta, Hymenoptera, Braconidae. Gene Ontology annotation, cellular component: plasma membrane. Gene Ontology annotation, biological process: sodium ion transmembrane transport. The transcript is spliced from 6 exons. The record is from RefSeq and is a predicted model, not a curated record. The coding region runs from base 1224 to 2576 and encodes 450 amino acids.
AAUGGGACGUCAGAUUCCCGAAGGUCUCGAGGGACUUCGGCUCUGGUCGGGCGAACUGUCGGUAAUUCCUCGAGGGACACUGUUUUAUCAUUUAUUUUUAGCAUUGGCCAGUGGCCUUGGGAGAUCGAUUGGUUUUGAGAUUUUUUUUUGGCAAUUAUGGUGGGGAUGAAAACCAUAUCUGUGGAAUAUUUCGCACUCUGAUUACUUGAGCACUUAAUUUAUCCGCAAAAUGACUACAGAAAUAUACGUGAAAACAUAUGUUCUAUUAGAAAAUUACAGUUCUGUUAUCUAUUCCUAGUAUUGAUUGAUUUUUUCCCUUGAUAGAUAUUUAUUUAUUUAUUUAUAGUGUCUGUAUGGCAUUUGAGGUCAUAUGCGAUUACCUCGAAUAGUGCAGGGUCGCAAUUUUAUAUCACUAUAUAAUUAUAUUGCAUUCACAUUUAUUAUUUAUAGACAUUGUUGUUCAUUAGCACUACAAGUAAUUCUAAAAUUCUUUGUACCUUAUUGGAGAGUUUUAUUUCAUUUUUUUAAUUUAAUCAUUUCAAUUUUCCCAGCAAAAUUCUCCUUUUCAUAAUAUUAUCUGAUUUUAAAAAUCGUGGAAAUCCCAGUUAUCUAUCAGAAAAAUUCGUUUCAUAUUUUUUUUGCUGCCAUUGUGGCCAAAGAUAUGAAAACGCUGAAGGAAGCCACUCAUUGGAUCAUCCAAUAAAAAAAUAUAUAACGAUUUAUUGCAUUUGAAUAAUGGAUCAAAGUGAUUCAUUCCAACGAAGAUGAAUAAUGAAAUGCGACUUGUUUGUCUGCGGACACGUGCGUGAUGGAUGUAAAUCCCUGGACAGUAAUCGCUGACUUCUACUGGAGCAAAAUGAAAAAAUACUUUCGAUCGAUCCUGAAUUAUCAACUAUCUGACAAUGAAAAGAUUCAAAGACGAAAUCCCGGCGUUUGAGGGAUGCGUGUAAUUUACUAGGUGAAGUGUAUAAUGAAUUCGCUCAAGAGUCUUCGAUCCACGGAAUCAAGUACACAGGACGAAAUAAAUCGAUUGCAGAACGGUUUGUAGAUGAAUUUCGGUACUGAAAAUAGUUGAGAUACAAAAUGUGGAAAUUUUUAUCAAGGAAUGCUAACAGAGAAAAUAUAAGAGUAUGAAAUUAUACAGAGUUUUUGACUGCAAGUUUUCCUGUUGGACACUUUCUGUCAGAAAAUACUGAGAUUUCUAGAUUUUUUCGGUAAAAUGAAUGUUUAUUAAAAUUUUUAUUAGGGUAUUAUGGCUGUUCCUGAUUAUCUUGUCUGUAAUGGCAGCUGGAGUGCUGGCUCAAAAAUUCUAUUACAGACAUAAACAAGCGAAUAUGAGGACAUUAGUCGUAUCGAAUCAGUAUCCCACAUGGAAAAUUCCUCUUCCAGCAAUAACAAUAUGUCAUCCAACUGUUGCGAGUACCAGCAGGCUCAAUAAAUACAUAAGUGAGGGACACAAGCUAGAAAUGCCUCCAGGGUUGGAAUGGAAUUGGUUUCUCAAUGAUUUGCAAUAUCUCCAGGAGUUAUACAUUCCAACAAAUUAUUCUCAGGAUGCAAUGCUCCGUCUCGAUAGAAUAAUCGCCUACAACAACCUGACUAUAACCGAAUUCAUGAGAAUCGUGAGCCCAUCUUGUAACGAUUACAUUGUCCUGUGUGAAGCCCAGGGUGAGAUAACGCCCUGCAGUCACUAUCUUAAAAAUUUCAACACAGCUUACGGACCCUGCUGCUCAGCAAACUACGCCCGUGUGUUCACAGAGCAAAAAUCAUCCGAACAGGAAUACUACAGUCCAAAUUUCGGUCAAAGCUAUAUCUUCUCAGUUAUCCUGAAGACUUACGGUCCCAAUGACAGAAUAUCAGGACUGACCUACGGCGAUGGUGUGAGGGUACUCAUCCACGAUCGUCACACCUAUCCAGGUUCCUCGGCUCGUGAAUUUCUUGCAAGUCAAAAGAGUGAAGUAAUAGCAUUUAUACGUGGCCGUAAAUUGACAGCGAGCCCCGAAGUGCUGGCUCUGUCUCAGAGGGAACGUGAUUGUCGGGUCAGUGGAGUGAAGAAUGAUAUCUACAGACAGGAUAAUUGCUUGGCCAAUUGUCAUGAGAUGAUGUUCAGGUCGGAUUGCAACUGUGUACCCUUUUAUGCGUCGAUUGUAAAGGCGAAUGAUACAAUCUGCAAUUUUACACAUGUGCUGUGUAUGUCCAGAGUGAGAGGCAGAAUUUUACGAACACCUUUCAGGGGAUAUCCUUGCUAUUGUCUUCCGGACUGCUCUGGCACUAGCUAUCCAUUGACCACCACUCACGUGCAUAUGAAUGCCCUGCAGUAUAAUCCAUCGAAGUUCUAUAGAAUUGCAGCGAAAUAUUCAAAUGCUACAGUCAUUCACGUUACAUUUGCUCGACAAACAGCGACACUGAUGAGACGAGAUCUAGUUCUGUCUUGGAUCAAUUUAGUAUCCUCCCUCGGCGGAGUUUUCAGUCUUUUCCUCGGGUGCAGCUUCAUAUCAGUUGUCGAGGUCCUUUACUUUAUCACCUACUACAUCUCAAAAGUGAUUGAAAGACGAUCCACAUAUCUACCGCAAACAUGACCUUCUAAGC